AUGUUCAGUCUGAAGAUGCUUCCACUUCUGCUGUUACUCCACGUGCAGCUUUCCAAGGCCUUUCUAGUACAUUCUGAAUUCCUAGAAGAGAAAACUACAAAAAUUGUGCAGAAUUACCUAGAAAAGUUCUACCAAUUACCAAGGUACAAAUAUCAGUCUGAAAGGAAGAACAGCGCUAGUGUGAUUGUUGAGAAGCUUAAAGAAAUGCAGCAAUUCUUUGGGCUGAACAUAACAGGGAAGCCAAAUGAGGAAACCUUGGAGAUCAUGGGAAAGCCUCGCUGUGGAGUGCCCGAUACUGGCAAUUUUAUGAUAACUCCAGGAAACCCCAAGUGGAAACAAACUAAUCUGACCUACAGGAUUAUUAACUAUACCCCAGACUUGUCAGAGGCUGAAGUGGAAACAGCUCUUGAGAAAGCCUUUAAACUCUGGAGUCACGUGUCACCCCUGAACUUCACCAAGACCUCACAGGAAGAAGCAGAUAUCAAGAUUGCCUUUCUCCAAGGAGAUCAUGGGGACAAUUCUCCAUUUGAUGGACCCAAUGGGAUCCUUGCUCAUGCCUUUCAGCCAGGCCCAGGUAUUGGAGGAGAUGUUCAUUUUGAUGCAGAAGAAACAUGGACCAAAACCUCCAGAAAUUACAACUUGUUUCUUGUUGCUGCCCAUGAAUUUGGCCAUUCCUUGGGGCUGGCUCAUUCCUCUGACCCUGGUGCCUUGAUGUAUCCCAACUACGCUUUCAGUGAGCCCAGCACCUACUCGCUCCCUCAAGAUGACAUCAGUGGCAUUCAGGCCAUCUAUGGACCUUCGAGCAACCCUGUGCAACCUACUGGACCAACCACACCCACAGCCUGUGACCCCAGACUGACAUUUGAUGCUAUCACUACACUCCGCGGAGAAAUACUUUUCUUUAAAGACAAGUACUUCUGGAGAAAGCAUCCUCACCUACGAAGAGUCGAACUCAAUUUCAUUUCUCUCUUCUGGCCAUCCCUGGUAAAUGGUAUACAGGCUGCUUAUGAGGAUUUUGACAAGGACCUAAUUUUCAUAUUCAAAGGCAAUCAGUACUGGGCUGUAAGUGGCUAUGAUAUUCAGCAAGGUUAUCCCAAGAAUAUAGCAAACUAUGGCUUCCCAAGCAGUGUCCAAGCAAUAGAUGCAGCUGUUUCCUACAAGGGAAAGACAUACUUCUUUGUAAACAACCAAUUCUGGAGAUAUGAUGACCAAAGUCAAUCCAUGGAACCAGGUUAUCCCAAAAGCAUAGCAAGUAGCUUUCAAGGAAUAGAAAGUAGAGUUGAUGCCGUUUUCCAGAAGAAUUCCUUCUUCCUUUUCUUCAGUGGACCAAGAUAUUAUGCAUUUGAUCUUAGUGCUCGUAGGAUUACUAGAGUUGAAAGAAGCAAUAGAUGGCUUAACUGUAGAUAA
Messenger RNA from Globicephala melas (long-finned pilot whale), 1407 nucleotides. It is a transcript of the gene MMP8, whose product is annotated as matrix metallopeptidase 8. Lineage: Eukaryota; Metazoa; Chordata; Mammalia; Artiodactyla; Delphinidae. Gene Ontology annotation, cellular component: extracellular matrix. Gene Ontology annotation, biological process: extracellular matrix organization; collagen catabolic process; proteolysis. Gene Ontology annotation, molecular function: metalloendopeptidase activity; zinc ion binding. The record is from RefSeq and is a predicted model, not a curated record.